Messenger RNA from Fusarium sp. VM40, 951 nucleotides. Lineage: Eukaryota; Fungi; Ascomycota; Sordariomycetes; Hypocreales; Nectriaceae. The record is from the annotation of a GenBank genome assembly.
AUGACUACCCAAUUGCCAGCUCACGAGAUUGCUGCACGGGGACGAGAGAUCACCGGCCUCUCGAUUUUCCAAGACACGAACGAUGACAUAACGAAUGAAAGAGUCGAGGAGCUCAUGUCGGAGAUGCACACCGAUGUUCCUCAAGGCGGCUCAGACUUCAUCUUUGGAGAAAAAAGCAACCAACGAGUACGCCUUUGGAAGCCCGAUGGGCCAAACUCAGCAAAGUCCCCGGUCAUUGUCUUCGUUCAUGGUGGCAGUUGGAUGAUUGGCACCUACCUCGACUCCGUUGGGUCAGCAAAAGUCAGCCACCUUGUUGAUCGCGGUUAUAUGUUUGCUUCGGUUGACUACACGCUUAUUCCGACGAUUACUGUCAAGGAGCAGGUACAGGAGGUGGCUGACUGUGUGGCAUAUCUGAUCAAGAAUGCUGCCAGUCACGGCAUCGACCCCGAGAGGGUUGUUUUGAUGGGGCACAGCUCUGGUGCUCAUGUCGUUACGUUGAUAGGCACCGACCCAACCUAUAUGGAAAAAGCUGGUUCUAGUAUCGAUGUCUUGAAAGGCGUCAUUGCGCUCGACGGCUCAAACUACAACGCUAUGGCCGAGUUCGCCGACAAUUCCGGACCUAUAGUGACAAAUAUGGUUUACGGGUUGAGCGACGACCCAGAACGACUCUGCGCAAUGUCGCCGACACAUCACGCUUGUGCACCCAACGCCCAGGCUUUUCUGCUUCUCCACGCUCAGAGAAAGGGUGAUAUUCGCCAGGCGGUUGAGCUAUCUGUCGCGUUGAAAGCCGCGGGAACCAAGGUCGACUUGCACGUAUUUGAGGGAGAAGGGUUUGAAGGUCAUGUCGCGAUACUUUUGCGGCUGGGUCAUAGUUCUUAUCCAGCGACUUUGGUGAUGGACCGUUGGUUAGAGAAGCACGUCCCAACAAUUUCACAGACUCAGCCAGAAUGA